Messenger RNA from Hydractinia symbiolongicarpus, 3023 nucleotides. RefSeq lists its product as uncharacterized. The record is from RefSeq and is a predicted model, not a curated record. Gene Ontology annotation, biological process: negative regulation of canonical Wnt signaling pathway. Bases 1513 to 2925 code for a protein of 470 amino acids. Lineage: Eukaryota; Metazoa; Cnidaria; Hydrozoa; Anthoathecata; Hydractiniidae. Gene Ontology annotation, molecular function: receptor antagonist activity; co-receptor binding. The transcript is spliced from 4 exons.
UGGAUUUAAAACUCCAGCUAUACCGUUAUUAUUUUUUAAGGAACUUGCUACGCCAUUUUCAAGAGCUUGGUUAUUCUUGUUGACAACAUUGUUCAAGUUGCUUAUAUCUGCUGAUUUUAAUUGACUUCUGUAAGUUGUAAACUGCUUGGAGCCAGGUAUGAUUACACCAUCAUCUGUUAAUUUCAAGUCCACUCCAUUGCUAUAAUUGACGGUACUAUCGCUAUAUUCGUUGUCAAAAUUGUCUUUCUUCGAACCCGUCAAAUGCAGAUAUAAUCCGUCUUUAUGUAACUCUAUUUUCGACGACGACUCCCGCUUCUCUGGUGUGAGAUGAAGCGCUGGACUUAUUUUAUAUUCACAUGUGACACUUAGAAUUGCGCAUGUGAGGACCAACUCAACUGUCAAAAUAUUCAUACCAUGUUUCAUUAUUUGUAUUACUUCUUCUUGAGAGACAUGUCACAAAUCUUUUACUUUCAAUCAUACUGCACGCAUUUUGUUUAUUGUAUUAUCCCUCCCAUUUAUUUUUUAACAAUCUAAGCAGUUUAUUUUUAAUGAAACAAUUUCAAAACAGAUUUCAUGCUGUUAUUAGGCAUUUGUUUCCAACUUACAGACCAUUCUUUUAAUAUUAAAUAAGAAAAAUUAGGCCAGAAGGGGUCUGGGUAUUAAUUCGUGAACAGUCUGAAUCUAGACAAAAUUAAGCAAUAAACAAAGUCGCUCAUGCGUGCUCUGAUAUUAUAUUUAUUUUUACGAUAGCUAAAAAAUCCAGUGAAAUAGAAUGGGUAUAACCCAGGAUAUCUUAAACUCGUUUAGUUACCAUAAAAGCUAAAAUACCUCUAAAAAAGCGUAAAAUUCAUAAAUUUAUUUAUAUUUCGUUAGAUAUCCACAAUCUAUUAUCGUAUAAUGUUUUGCGCAGCAUAAUUCACUACUUUUACUAUUCGGUAUCUUUCAACACAGCUAGAAUAGAAAGCCAUACCGUUUUUCACCUCUGUCGAAUGAUUGCAUUAAUUAUUUAGAAAAUUGAAUAGAGAAAUGACAUUAGCAUAAAAGUGUCUGUUUCAGGCUAAUUUUCGGCAUUUAACACACUAUAUCUCAAAAAGGCAAUUAAUUUUUUUGCAUCCUCUUUUCGCACUCUAUCCGGUGGUAGACGUAGCUUUUUAGGUAUCUUUUAAUAUUGUUAAUUUUAAGAUAUAUUGAAGUAAAAUUUCCAACAACUGAUUCCGUCGUUAGAUGAUCCGGGGUUAACUUUUAGGUAUUCUUUUAAAAGUUAAUCCCUCCCAAGAGCCCUGGAUACAAGCAUAAUAUAAACUUAAAGCCAUGCAUAAGAAUUUUUUUUUUAUUUAAGUGAUUUUCUGUGUAAUGUGGCGGCAAGCUAAGAUUAACAAAAUUUGAAGAAAUAUUAAGAUUGCGCAUGCUCAAUAACAAAAUUGUGUGAAAGAUCAUUCAAGCGUAACUAAUCGAACAAUGUGUUCGGAAGGUUAACUUUACGAAGCUGUAUGAAGUGCGCUUAAAACUAAUAUGGCGGUUGCGCGUUUCUUAAUAUUUCUCGUUAUAACAUUUAUUCAAAAGGAGUCACUUUGUACUCCAAUUAAAAUACUUAACAAUGGAGGAAACGAUUUUUUUGAUAACGUAUUUCGUGGUCUUCGAGGCAUGUUAGAAGACUCGAACAUAGAGGAUAUAAACUUUCGAAACAAAACAUCGCAAACAAAUACUGUCGAAACGGAUAAAGUCAUCGAGUUACCAAAUGGUAUUGAGAAAAUCGAAAAACUCGUACAAAAAGAAUCUGCAAACGAUACCAAUAAUAACGCUGAAAAAAAGUUGACAGAGUUCUUUAAAUUUCCUAACCACACGAUUCAGAAAGUCGAAAGAGAAGGAGACAAUCUGGUUAAACGAGACGAAUCCCAAGUUGAAUGUGUAGACUCGAUAGAUUGCAAUUCUACCGCUUUCUGCGAUAGAUUCUCAUACACAUGUAAAUCAUGUCAUACAGAGAGUGAGAGUUGUGGGAACGGUGAAUCUUGCUGUCCUGGUCACACUUGCGAUGAAGUUAGUAAAACUUGUAAAAAGUCAAAAGGUGGAGAGGGACAACUCUGUUCUUCUACGUCAGACUGCAUAGACCACCACUGUUGCGCAUUAAAUAACAACGGCGAUGGAGUUUGUCAACCAUAUUUAAAGGAGGGUGAUGAUUGUGGAAGCGACCCGUUUGCUUCAUUAUUUUCUCCACAAAAAUCAUAUUAUCAAGAAGCACUUUCUGGUUUACCGAACAGGUGUCCAUGUGCAUCUGGAUUGUCUUGUCAAAAACAGCAAUCUUUCUUCUUCUUGGAAUCUGAAGUGUGUACAAAGAAAGAAGAGAACAAGAGGAACCCGAAAAUCGUUAAAAUUAGUAUCAGAAAGUUGUCCCCAGCCUUCUCAUUUCACAGCGACGAUGAUCUUGAUGGCUUCCCGCUUCCGGGGUUACUUUCGAACGAAAAGUCUGCGAAAAAAGAGAGAAAGACAAAAAAACAUCGAAAAAGAAGAAAAAUGAAAAGACGCAAUCGGUAUUUCUUAAAACCACAACUUUCAAGAAAAAGAAAAAAUCGAAAUAGAAAGAUCAGCAAGCAUCAUUCUUUAAGUUCAAGAAGACACAUUCCGUUUCCUUUUGCUGAUAUUAUUCCUUCACUUCACGAUGAUGAUUUUAAUGAUGAUGAUGAUGAUGAUGAUGAUAUGGAUGAUGACAUUGAUAAUGAUGAGGAUGAUGAUAUAUUCAGUCAUCUUCCAAUAAGAAGAAAAACUGGAUUUGUAAAUGAGAUGGCCAAUGACACUCCAAUAAGACAGAAACGUGAGGACCUUGAAGAUAUUCACGAAGAAGCACGGGAUUUAGUCCAUGAAGCAGUUGAUGGUGUUUUUGACAGUGUGAUGAAGGGUAUUAUUGAAGCGUUAAAAUACGGGAUGUAAACAUGGAGAACGGUUUUGCACUCCCACGCAAUGUGCUAUUAUUUUUUUAGAACGAUGUAUAUUUUUCUGCAUUGAUGCGUACGCAUUUUUUUUGUUCA